AUGGACAAAUCAAAAGUUAAAUCGAUAUUACCAAAACCUUCACCCAGUAUUCUGCCUUCCCUCACUCCACAACCUCCAACUUUAAAAAGGAAAUUCAGUGAACCAAAAAGAUCUAGUCUUGGAGGAAGUCCUGGGAAAUCUCCUACUUCAAUAACAACUUCAAAUAAAAUAUCUAAGAAGUAUGAGAAACCAAAACCCACUGGCCAUAGACCUGUUACAUCUUGUACCUUUUGUAGACAACAUAAAAUCAAAUGUAAUGCAUCAGAGAAUUUCCCCAAUCCAUGUACUAGAUGUGAUAGAAUGAGUUUAAAAUGUGAAAUUGAUCCUCAGUUCAGACCAAAGAAAGGUUCCCAAAUCCAAUCACUCAAGAAUGAUGUCGAUGAAUUAAAGGCUAAAAUCGAAAUGUUGACAAAGAAUGAAAAUUUAUUAACCCAAGCUUUGACUCAACAAAAUUUAUCAACUAUGAAUUUGAACAUUUUAAGUCAAGAUCAAAAAACCUCGGAUUAUGAUAUGGAUAGUAUUUCAUAUGAUGUUGAUUUCACACCUACUGAUGACCUUGGAACUCCAACUUAUUCACCAAAAGUUGAUUUUAGAAUCGCCAAUACCUUAAAUAAAGAUGAUAACUCCGAUAAUUCUCCGUUGAGAAGUUCCGACUUACCUGCAAUUGAAGAAUUUAUUCUUGGUGAUGUUCAUUUACCUUUAUCUAAAGCUAAUGAAUUACAUAGUAGGUUUGUUACUCAAUACCUUCCAUAUUUACCUAUUUUAAAAUCCAAUAAUGCUACUGAAUUAUAUUAUAAAUCUCAAUUGUUAUUUUGGUCAAUAAUGUUAACUGCUUCAUUGAGUGAACCUGAACCUUCAUUAUACAUGAGUUUAAGUUCGUUGAUCAAACAAUUAGCUAUUGAAACGUGCUGGAUUAGGACUCCAAGGUCCACUCAUGUUAUUCAAUCAUUAAUUAUCUUGAGUAUAUGGCCUUUGCCAAAUGAAAAAGUUCUUGAUGAUACUUCAUAUAGAUUCAUCGGGUUAGCCAAAAAUUUAUCUUUACAAUUGGGUUUACAUAGAGGUGGUGAAUUCAUUAAAGAAUUCAGUAGAACUCAAGUAAAUUUAGGUCCUGAUUCGGAGAAAUGGAGAACUAGAAGUUGGUUAUCAGUAUUUUUCUGUGAACAGUUUUGGUCAUCUACUUUGGGUUUACCUCCUUCGAUCAACACCACUGAUUAUCUUCUAGAAAAUGCCAGAAUAGAUAAUAAUUUACCAAAAAAUUUCAGAAACUUAAUCAGUUUAUCAAUUUUCCAAUGUAAAUUAGUGAAUGUUAUGGGUAUUUCUGUUACUAGACCUGAUGGUUUAUUGGAGCCUUCCAAUAGAGCAGGUUCUUUGAAUAUUUUGGAUAGAGAAUUGGAAAGAUUGAAAUUCAAAUUGAAAAUAGAAGAUAAUUCCCCUAUAGAAGUUUAUUUCCUUUACAUCAAAUUGAUGAUCUGUGGAUUUGCUUUCUUACCUGGUACCCCAAUCGAGGAUCAAGUCAAAUAUGUUAGUUCAGCUUAUUUAGCAUCGACAAGAAUCAUUACUAUAGUAUCUCAAAUGAUCAAUAGUAAUAAAGCUACGUUGAUAGAAUUACCUAUUUACAUAAGACAAUCUUUAACUUACAGUGUAUUCUUAUUAUUCAAAUUACAUUUAUCAAGAUAUUUAAUCGAUAGAUAUAUUGACAGUGCUAGACAAUCAAUUGUUACUGUUCAUAGAUUGUUGAGAAACACUUUAUCUUCAUGGAAAGAUUUACAAAAUGAUAUUUCCAGAACUGCCAAAGUUUUAGAAAACUUAAAUAUUGUGUUAUAUACCUAUCCAGAGGUCUUUGUUACAGAUGAAGAUAGUUCAAUUAUUUCAAAAAUUAGAAGUCAUUUGACUGCAUCAUUAUUCUAUGAUUUAGUCUGGUGUGUUCAUGAAGCAAGAAGAAGAACUGUUUUAGAUAAACAAGAAGGUAAAGAAGUCAGUACUAAAAAGAAAGAGGAUGUAAGUAAAUUAGCACCUUUACCAUUCUAUAAUCAAAUUACUAAAGAUGAUUUCAAAACAAUAAUCACCACAACUCCAAAUGGUACUACAAUAACAACUUUGGUACCAACAGAUCAAGCUAUGCUGAAUGCAAAAAUGAAAAGUAAUAACAAACCUCUAGAAAUCAAUGGUAUACCUUUACUGAUGUUAGAAGCUACAGGAUCUUAUAAAGAUGGUAAAACUAGCCCUAAAUUAAUCAAGAGUCAAUUAUCCCCCAGACCUGCUUUUACUUCCACCAAUGCUAUCAUGCCAGAAAUUGUUCAAGGAUCACCAAAUUAUUUGAAUCAAGAAUAUGAAUUACCCAGUGAUCAAAUGUUUAAUUCUAAUAUGAUAAUGGAAAAUCAAUUAUCACCAGUGAUAAAUGAUCAAAUGGAUAAUUUCUUCCAACAACAGUCCAACGGGUGGAUCGAUAAUCAAGAUGACGAUUUCUUGGGAUGGUUUGAUACCAAUCCAAUGCAAUAA
Molecule: messenger RNA, 2499 nt
Organism: Yamadazyma jaroonii
Lineage: Eukaryota; Fungi; Ascomycota; Pichiomycetes; Serinales; Debaryomycetaceae
Source: the annotation of a GenBank genome assembly